AUGUCCGGGGGUGGGAUCCUGCAUAAGAUGAAGGACAAGGUAUGUGCCCUCCGUUCUGUGGUAGACGUAUCAUAGUUCCUUCGAUUAUCCCAAAUUCUGGAUUUUCCUCCGUUAUUUCGAGGAUUAUCCCGGUAUUCCGCAGACAACGCUCGUGCUAUCUAUUCCCUCAUUCGUUCACCUGUCAAUUCGCCUCCUGUCUUUUAGCUCGUCAAUGGCGGAUGGAAAAUUUGAUGAUUAUUUGCCAGUCUUCAUUCCGUAAGCAAAGCUCAAUGAUUUGCGUGAACUCCCUAUUGACGACCGGAGCCAUAUGGCCUAUCUAUUUCUGAUUAUUUGGUAGAAGAUCUCAGGGGCACAUAAUCUGUGGCGUUAGAAAUCUUGGAUUCUUUGCGUUUCUUUGCACCGGUUCCUACUGGAGGUAGCCAAAGUGAUUGCUGUCCCCUAGGAGAAUCAGCCGCUUGGACUGCCUGAAUUGUCUGUCUCAUUUCUUCCUCUGCGCCAAUCUGUGUCUCGGGUGGGAUUUUUUUCGUAGAUUGCAAUCAAAAACUUUCAGUUAAAAUCAUUCUAUCAGCAGGAAAAACGGGCUUCAAACAACAGUUACAGAGAACUAGAUUUCGGAGGAUUCUUUAUUCCUUAUUUUCACGUUGGAGAUCAAGAAAAGAUGUGUCCCCAAAAUAUUCCUGUAUUAACUAAAUUCUGGCACAUAUAUGAUGUCAACGUAAAGCUUGAGGGCGAGUGUUGAUCAUGUGUUCUUCAAGUCGCUCAUCUUUUAUUGGGUACUAGUUUAGUUAUUUGAUACAGUGGAUCAAUGACUCAUUUCAAACUUACAGCCCCUUGUAUCAAUUCCGCUGGCGUUUAACAUAGCACCCUCUGUCUUGAGGUGUGAUUGUGAGAAAAAGGUCUACAGUUUCACUAAUGAACUGUAUGGCUUUAUGUGCCUCUUUCUCUCUCUUCCUGUCCCUCAGCUUCCUCUCUUUCUCCCUCAAAGUCUUCGGGUACAAUUGUCCAUUACCUUUACCUAUUACCGACGUGGGCACAUUGUUGAAAAAGUGUAGUGAAGGUGUGGUAUUUUGUCUACUGAUUUGAUCUUAAGCAUCAACUAUAUUGAUCACUUUCUAAUGUUAAGUUUCAACCUUAAAAAGAGUUGGAUGUCUAGGUCAAGUCAUCAUGUAAAAGGAGGAUAGACGAAUUCCUACUAGAAGUCGGAGCCACACAAAGUUCAUUUGUGAAUAUUCUUGUUUCUUAUGUAUGCAUUGAUACCAGGACGGGAGAAAGACCAGACAUCCAACUUUAGUGCAACAUAUGUGGUGUAUCCUUUCAAUUGUGGAGUGCCCUCUACGAUUCAAAAUUGUGCACGUGACUUAAGUUCUUAUAAAAUUUCUCAUGUUGCCUAUCUCUCCACCUGCAUCUCUUUCCUUUGAAUUUUUAUAGAUUAUUCAGGAGUUUAAUUUCCAAGGCAUGGGUCAUGUUUUUCCCCAUCACUAACAUAUCCUUGUUCACUGGUUUUUUGCUAGGUCAAGGCUGGAUUUGUUUCGUCGACAUCAGAAACGGGGAAAGGAAAGAGCAAGAUUUCUGGCAAACAUAUCAGACAUGGAUUUCAUUUGGUGAAGGGAAAAUCACAUCAUGACAUGGAGGAUUAUGUUGUGGCACAGUUUCGGCAUGUGAAUGACAAAGAGCUUGGUUUAUUUGCAAUUUUUGAUGGGCAUCUUGGGCAUAAUGUAGCUGACUACUUACAGGCACACUUGUUUGACAAUAUUCUGAAACAGGUUAGUGCAUCAAGAUAUCUUUUCAGACAGUUGAUAUAUUUGACUUUCGUUCCUUAGCUUGUAUCGAAUAUGCUACCAGGGAGUUUUUAAAAAUCUUCAGUAAUAAGUGUUUUGUUCUCAAGAAAAACGAUGCUAUCCGAUGAGAUUAUAGCCGACAUAGUUUUCAAUAAAUCAUCUUUCUAUCCUCCAUAAUAUCCAUGGUAUUGACGACGAGGGAAAGCUCUUUUUAUCAAGGACAGAUGUACUUCUUAUGUGAUUUUAGUAUGGUAUCGUUAUGUCCUUAAUUUCUCGCGUUCAUGAAAAGCUUGGCUAUGCAUCUGAACAAAAGUGGGCGUACACUAUGAAAAUUCAUCAUUAUUGCCAUUUUUCGUGUGUUUCUCAUUGACUGUACCAUCUGGACUCCCAUCAAUAUGUUUGAAUGAAAGUGUGGAGAUACUAACUGCAGUACAUCCUUAUUAUCGUUUUUCUUCUGCAAACAGCCCGAGUUCUGGACUGACAUACAAAGUGCAAUCAGGAAAGCAUAUGGAAUAACUGACGAACACAUUUUGGAAAAGGCAAGUGACUUGGGAAGGGGAGGUUCAACUGCGGUUACGGCAAUAUUAAUUGAUGGUGAGAGGUUAAUAGUAGCAAAUGUUGGUGAUUCUCGAGCGGUCCUUUGCAAGUGUGGUGAUGCCAUACAACUCUCAAUUGAUCAUGAGCCAAGCAUUGAAAGGCGUGCCAUUGAGAGAAAAGGUGGCUUCGUUUCAAAUAUCCCUGGUAAUGUGCCCUUUUUAAUUGUGUGUAAACUUUUUGCCUAGAAGCAUCAAUGAUAUUUUAUCACUAUCACAUUUUCGAACCUCUAAUAUUGCUUAAUAUAUGAAGAAUUCACGAGAUCUUUACUAAUACAUCUAGUCGACUAAGGAACUAUUCUGUUGCCUAAGAGAUGCAGUUUCUUUUAGAAAAGAAAAGGCAGACUAUUCUUUGAAGAUCAAUAUUAUAUUAUUGCUACACGUUUUGAUAGACAGCAUAACGACAUAUGUGCAAAAACCAUGUGAUAAUAUUUCUGUUUAUUGAAAUGCUUGUUAGGUUUCUACAAAAAUUGUUAAACUCUGUCUGGACACCUUAUUUUUGUUAAGGGUUUCAUAUCGUAGCUUGUUUGUUGAAAGGUAGUGGAAUAAGAUCAUCGAUAGAUGUCAAAAUUUAGGGUAGCGCUAGAAGGGCUUCUUAAUUUCUUACAUGCGCAAAAAUGUUUUACGCAUGAAGAACAUACAUACUGGAUUUGGCGCAUGCUUCUAUGCUAAUGACAGUAAAUUUAUGGCCAUAGAGGCAUUAGGCACCCUCCAUUAUAACACUCCCACGAAUGCAUCUGGAAAAUGUUGCCCACUGUCAAAUGCAUUUCUUCUGUGCACCAUCCCCUAAAAAUCCCAACCCUAUCUUGCAAGAUGCUGGUGGAAGAUAGGUUUUAAUGUCUGGUGGUGUUUUGUUGUCAAACUGUCAUGAAAAGCAAUCCUUUUGAGCCCUUAUUAUGGAUGAGAUGCAAUCACUUCGUGAUUCAUCUAGCUGUAUGGAAAUAUAUUCAGCUUCUCUUAAAUUGUUGUCUGUGAAUCGGCAUAUUUCUUAUGGAGCUUUUAUUUCAUUUCGUAAUCCAUAGACUGAUAGCAGGAUCUACUUAUUUAAUAUAAAAAAUGUGCCAAUAUUUUUACUAUUGAUAGAUAUUUCGUGUGCCACAUUUGGGUUCUUCCAAUGGAGGAAUCGCUGCAGAAUGUCAUAAUGCCAGACCAAUGGAGAAGAAAAUAAGCUGCAUUUUUAGUCUCCCUUGAGAUUUUUUAUUUUAGAGCAGUGAAGCCCAAUGUACGAUAUAAUACACUAACAGAAAAGAACGUGGGCCCAUUAAUCUCAUGCAACACUAAUAUUAGAGACAUCUGCAUGAAUUUCACUAGGUUCUUUAGCUUAUCUAUAUCCCAAGGGCUAGCAGAUUAUACUUUCGCUUUUAGUUUAGUUUGGCAUUUCAUUUCAACAAUUAUACGUAUCUACUUAACAUGUGAAAAGAGUACUCUGGGUUAGCUGGUCCAUAAGAGAUGGAUCACAGUCAGGAGAUGAAUUGUGGCUUUGUACUAUUCAAGGACCAGAAGUAACAUGGAAAGAAGUUGGCGAAAGUGGCAGUGAUGAUCUUUCAUGGCGCUUAGGGAGUAAAGAUCAUCAUCUUUGACGGUGAAUCUUCUGUCCUACAAUCAGAGAGGUUUAAAUAAGGAAGAAAAUUUGGAGUAGCCAUGGCUCAACAUUAAUUCAUGUUAUUGAUCUUAUUGGUCUUCAAGAGUCGAAAUAGAGAUGUUAUCGGAGAAAGAAACCAAGAAUCAGUGUACAAACAGAGUAGUAUGUACGUUUUUGGUUGCAAAAGGACAUAUGCUGAGUCACUUUUGAGGCUCAAUGAGAAUAUUUUGGGAGGGUAGGCAUGUACACGUCCAUACAACCUACAGUUCGAUUUAUAAUCCCCAAAAGAGAUCACUGAUGACGGGCAAAACGUGUAAUGCUGAUAAUUGUCUGUUUUUUUGUGUAUUGUCACAAGAUCUAUCUUCGAAACGUUUGCAGCGGGAGUCUGGUCCUGAAAUUAUUUGCCUUUCAAGAUGUGUUCGUAGUGAGCAUUUUCUCUCUAGAAGAAGACAAGAUAGCGGACAAAUGAAUACAGUUUCUGAAUUGGAAAAGGUUAGUAAAAAUAAAAAAGAGAGCUGCAAAUUUGGUCUGCACCAAGAACCAACCAGUUGAUUUGUACAGAGAUAGGUAUUUAUUGGUGAAGGACAUGAAAAGCAAUUCUACAUUCCAACAUUGCUACUAAAAAUAUUUCACCCGAACAUCUUUUUAAUCUGCUGUUUAAUGGGGAAAUCUCUAUACAGCAGAUUGGGAUUCAGCCUUUCCUCCGCUGAUGUGCAACCCUUAGGUUUUGGAAGGUUAAAUGGAGUUGGGAUUUUUUGUUAACAACAAACUGCAUAUUUUCAUGAAUUCUGAUAAUUGUUGAAAAAAAACAGUUCUUUUCUGGGUGUCUAGCAGAAUAUUUUUGUUUGGCAGCUUUACAGUUGACCUGAAAGGGAUCUUAAGAAAAAAAUUAACGAUAUUUUUGAAUGUUUAAUUACUCAGUUAGGAAGUUAUCAGACUAAUGGAUGAUUGGGUGUUUUCAAUCAACCUUGGUGAUCUUCAGUCAAUAUCAUUGAUGGAGGCGGUUUAAAAGGACGGGCUUUCAUGUAGUUUUGUCUUAGCACUAAGUUUUUCUCCUCAGGGUUCCUUUGGGGUGUUCUUAUCAUGUGUUCUUCCUUUUUCUCGUCUGUUCAGGAUUCUUGCUGCAGACUUUCUCUGUCAUUGGAUAUAUUUCUUUUUUAAAUUCGUUUAAGCAAGGUGUAUUUCUCCAUGAUAGCGUACUAUUGUGCAUUAUUUCGAGCUUUUCUAUCAAGGAUUCCUUGUUCUUGAGGAGGCUGUUGUUUUAGAGUGCCCCGAAUAUAGCUAGCGUUUGCGGCUUUUCAGUGGGAUUGAAAUGGCUGUGUUCAAUUCAGGGGAUGUGCCACGUGUGGAUGGGAGACUUGCAGUGGCAAGAGCUUUUGGAGACCGCAGCUUGAAGAGGCACCUUAGCUCAGACCCGGAUGUGGUUGAAGCACUCGUCGACGUCGAAACAGAGUUCCUAAUACUAGCUAGUGACGGACUUUGGAAGGUGUGUCCUCGCCUCAUUAAGUCGAUUACAUAGUUCCUACUACAGGCUUCCCAUUUCUUCUUUUUUUUAAAAUCCAAAAUGGUGAUGCGCCAUUUUUGCUAAGAUGAUGAGUGGGCUAUCUUUAUUUUAUAUUUCAGGUCAUGACAAAUCAAGAGGCAACCGAUUCGAUCAGAUCUAUGAAGGAUCCGCAAGCAGCAGCGAAGCAUCUAAUUGAGCAGGCUCUUGCAAGAAAGAGCAAGGAUGAUAUCUCCUGUGUCGUUGUUACCUUCCAUUGA
Messenger RNA from Spirodela intermedia, 5714 nucleotides. Lineage: Eukaryota; Viridiplantae; Streptophyta; Magnoliopsida; Alismatales; Araceae. The record is from the annotation of a GenBank genome assembly.